This is a messenger RNA of Pseudonaja textilis, 1772 nucleotides long. RefSeq names its product platelet glycoprotein 4-like. The record is from RefSeq and is a predicted model, not a curated record. Lineage: Eukaryota; Metazoa; Chordata; Lepidosauria; Squamata; Elapidae. Gene Ontology annotation, cellular component: caveola; cytoplasm; cell surface. Gene Ontology annotation, biological process: lipid storage; long-chain fatty acid import into cell; lipoprotein transport. Gene Ontology annotation, molecular function: low-density lipoprotein particle receptor activity; low-density lipoprotein particle binding; scavenger receptor activity.
AUGGGGUGCAAUCCAAAUUGUGGCUUGCUCGCAGUGGCAACCAUUGGGGCAGUGCUGGCCGUCCUAGGAGGAAUUCUCAUCCCGGUCGGAAAUCACUUCAUUGACAAGACAAUAAAAAAGGAAGUUGUCAUUGAAAAAGGUACCAUCGCCUAUGAGAACUGGGUCCUUCCGGGAAGUCCCAUAUACCGAGAGAUUUGGGUUUUCGAUGUACAGAACCCAGAGGACGUAAUGCAGAACGGUUCUGCGCCGAUACUUAAGCAGAAAGGCCCGUACACUUACCGGAUGCGCUAUAUUCCCAAGGGAAACAUCACGGAACACAAAGACGGCACCCUGUCUUACCUCCAGCCAAAUAUUUUCCUUUUUCAACCUCAUAUGUCAGUUGGGCCGGAAAAUGACACUUUCACCACCGUCAACCUUGCCGUUGUGGCUGCCCCAGCUUUGUAUAAAAACAGAUUUAUGCAAUACUUGAUGGAUAUCUGGAUGAGAUCCGCAAAAUCAAAAUUCCUCCAAACUAGAACUGUGAAAGAAAUACUUUGGGGCUAUGAAGAUCCUUUCUUGAAAAAAAUCCCUAUUGUAAAAAUGGACAAAGUUGUUGGAAUAUUCUAUCCUUACAAUAACACCUUCGAUGGCCCUUACGAGAUUUAUAGCGGGAAAGAUGACAUAAACAAGAAAGGAAUUAUCACCACUUAUAAAAAUAGCAGGAACCUCAAAUACUGGACAAGUUAUUGUAGCAUGGUGAACGGCACAGAUGGGACUGCGUUCCACCCUUUUGUCAAAAAGAGCGAAGAGCUGUAUUUAUUUUCUUCGGAUGCUUGCAGGUCCACCUACGCCUUAUUCGAUAGGGAUGUGACGGUGAAAGAGAUCCCGCUGUAUCGCUUCAGUAUCCCCGCGUUGGCUUUCGCUUCAGCCCUCACCAAUCCUGAUAAUAUCUGUUUCUGCACCAAAAGCGUGGUAAACAGCAACUGUACCACCAACGGAGUCCUGGAUGUCAGCUCCUGCAAACAAGGGAAACCGGUCUACCUCUCCUCGCCCCAUUUCCUGUAUGGAAGCCAGAUAAUUUUUCAAUUUGUGAAGGGGAUGGAGCCAAACGUGGAAGAACAUACCACUUUUCUGGAUGUGGAACCGAUCACAGGAUUAACCUUGGCCUUUUCCAAAAGGUUGCAGGUGAAUUUAUUGGUGCAAAACAAUCCAGAAAUCACAGCGCUAAAAAACAUCAAACAUUAUUUUUACUUUCCUGUUUUGUGGCUGAAUGAGACGGCGACUAUCAGUGACGCGAAAGCAGAAUUGUUCCGAUCGAAAGUGACCAACAAGAUCAAGCUACUGAACCUCCUUCAACUGAUGCUAAUGGUUGUCGGUUCGGUGAUGUUCCUUGGAUUCCUAUUCGCUUUCUUCAUGUGCAAAGGGAAGAGCCCUAAAUGAGUUAAGUCAGGUUUAGGAUCUCUUAAUUGAUUCAUUGGUUCGGAAGCCGACUCGGUUCCACCAGGUUCUGGGUGCCCUGGGACCCUGAAAAUAGUGUGUAGCGAGAAACGAGGAGAAGAACAAGAAGUCCAGCUAAUAGAUAAUAAUAUUCUACAUGAGCUUCACCCCCAGCGCCUGGGGAACCAGCCAGAUUUUCAAACUUUGAGAGUGAUGCAGAACUUUGGAAAGAUUGCAGGGCAGGUGCCGUGUCACAAAUGGCCACUUCUUAGCAGUUUUGUUUUUAAGCAGGGUAAUUCGCAAGUUAACGGACGCUUCACUUAGCAACGGGACCUCCUGUAUUUUCCCAGAUAGCA